This is a messenger RNA of Electrophorus electricus (electric eel), 1021 nucleotides long. Its product is annotated as protein SYS1 homolog. The record is from RefSeq and is a predicted model, not a curated record. Gene Ontology annotation, molecular function: pre-mRNA 5'-splice site binding; zinc ion binding. Gene Ontology annotation, biological process: mRNA splicing, via spliceosome; Golgi to endosome transport; spliceosomal snRNP assembly. NCBI's taxonomy places the organism in Eukaryota, Metazoa, Chordata, Actinopteri, Gymnotiformes, Gymnotidae. Gene Ontology annotation, cellular component: Golgi membrane; U1 snRNP; nucleus.
CAUAAUUUUACAUCAUUUAUUGUUUAGCUUCCUUAUGCAUUUACUUGGUGGCUUCUUGAAAAAUACCCGAAGGUGACUGUCAUUGACAUACUUGAACGGCCCUACUUGCCAGUACUACAGGCUCUCGUCUAGGUUUAUUCCGCGCAUUUGCACCACUUCACAUGAUGGCGCUACCGUUCACUUUAUGUAGCUGGCUUUGACACCGAGGAACAAGUAAAGGCUCGUGUAGUUAACUAGAAGAUCCGGUUGGCGCAUAGCACUGUUUUCCCGUGAAGAUGCCCAAGUUUUACUGUGACUACUGUGAUACGUACUUGACGCACGAUUCGCCAUCUGUAAGGAAGACUCAUUGCAGUGGACGCAAACAUAAAGAAAAUGUUAAAGACUAUUACCAGAAAUGGAUGGAGGAGCAGGCCCAAAGUCUUAUAGACAAAACAACUGCUGCUUUCCAGCAAGGGAAGAUCCCGCCCACGCCGUUCCCUGGUGCCCCACCCCCCAGCGGAUCCCUUCUCCCUCAUCCAAACAUCAGUGGACCCCCUAGGCCAGGAAUGUUACCAGCCCCUCCAAUGGGUGGUCCACCUAUGAUGCCCAUGAUGGGUCCUCCUCCACAUGGCAUGAUGCCUGGUGGUCCAGGCCCAGGUAUGCGACCACCUAUGGGUGGGCAUAUGCAAAUGAUGCCCGGCCCCCCAAUGAUGCGUCCUCCAUCUCGACCAAUGAUGCUAUCUGUUAGACCUGGUAUGGCUCGCCCAGAUCGAUAAAAGGAGCUGCCGUGCUACAUUUGGCACCCUCUGAGAAUACAUCACCAAAUAAGUACAUUGGUUUUACAUUUGGUUUAAAUGGUUUCCCCCUUAGUGUCAAGGAUUCACAUUUAUGGCUGCAGCCAUUGUAUUUUAUUUAAUUUUUUUUACUUGGAUAUAUGUCCAUUUAUUAAUUUGGAUACAGAACACAAUGUGGAGUAACAUGUUAGGUUGUAUGUUGAUAAUUCUUUUUAUGACAAUAAAUUUACAAAUAAUCUGCUGUUUAA